UGGUAGUGGCCAUAUUUGUUGAUGUGUCAUAGCAAAGAUACGUGUUGGGCCGAUCAGCUGCUGGCAAGGCAGCUCAAAGUUCACCUUUUAACUCAAGUUGCCUGCACACUGAGCCGCUCAUGGAUUUACCAUACUCGAUGUGAUACAAAAAGGCACCAUGGAACAAGCUGAUUUAGCCUCGGAUGUGCACAUGAUGAAAGCACCUGUCGUCAAGUCAAUGACAGGUCUGCAGCUCCAGAAGUGUACAACUCAAGUGGAAAAUCACGCGUCUGACGAAUUCACAGAGGAAUGUGUGCAGACAAAAUACAUUCCUGUGAACAUCCAAACAGAGGUUGAAGAACGAGAAGAAGGGCGUGAGCUCUCCUCUGGUAACAACACUGAUAGCAUGAUAAGUUCAGCAGAGGACGAAAGGCCACCUCUAUCAAAUGAAGACUCUUCAGGCGAUGUGGUUGAACGCUCCCCCACCAUUCUUGAAGGGAGGAUAGAAACGGUACUGACUUUUGAGAAUGAUUCCCCUGUUGAGGAGUCGCCACUGGAUAUGGUUUCAAAUGGUCACAGCGACGAGACUUCACCACAGAGUAACAGUGGAUUAACUCAGAGUCUCCAAUGUGCUUCCAAAGACUCUCCCCCAUACUCGGCCACCUCAUCUGGUAUCUUUAACGGCCCCUCUACUCCUACUUCGGACAAUAUCAGCUCCUCACUCACGUCCAGCCCACAAAGUGGCGGCAACGCUCCUGUCAACCCCUCUGAGUCCUCGUCCAGCCCAUACGACACGGACUGCAGUCGCAAGAUGAUUUCCCAGAUCCAGCGCUCGUUGUCACAGGAGUCCCUGCUGGAUGAGCUGGAGUCUGACCUGUUGGCCUGCCGAAUGUCUAACAUUGAACGGGAAGGCGAGAGGAAAGGAAGCCCACCCAUCAAUGGACUCCCCCCAGAGCAGGAGGACUGCAUGGUGGUGUUUGAGAAGUGUGUCCAGUACAAGUAUGCACAGCAGGAAAAGUCCAUUCAGAGGUUAUUGGAGGAGAACAAGAGGCACCAGGAUCUGAUCCUGGGUAUCUGCUCUGAAAAGGACAACAUGAAAGAGGAGCUGAAAAAGCGGGCUGAGACAGAGAAGCAGCACAUUGGCACCAUUGGAAAAUUGGAGGGCAGGGUAGAGGAGCUGCUGAGGGAGCUUAAAGAGACUCGGGACAAACUAAUUCAGCAGGACCAGGCGGCCAAGGCUGGCCUUGUGCAAAUGCAGAAAGACAUGACCCAGCGCCUUGAACAGGCGAACAGGAAAUCUGAGGAGGCGCGCCAAGAGAAGGAGACCAUGGUAAUGAAAUAUGUGCGUGGGGAGAAAGAGGCCCUGGACUUGAGACGUGAUAAGGAAAGUAUGGAGAAGAGGCUUAGGGAGGCCACGAAGGAGGUGGACCGUCAGGCCCUACGAGGGAACCAGCUGGCCCAGGAGAGAGGCCGGCUCCAGCAACUGUGUGAUGCCAAGGAAGGGGAAGUCACCAGGCUGACUCGUGAGGUGGAAAAAUUAAAGGAGGAAAACAACUCACAUCUUAUAAAGGUCAGAUGGGCGCAGAACAAACUCAAGAGUGAGGCAGACGCCCACAAGGAGUCUAAAGACAAGCUGAGGGAUAUCACAUCCAAACUGGCCCAAGCCAAAGAAGAGACCGAGCAGAUCCGCAAGAACUGCCAAGACAUGAUCCGAACAUACCAGGAGUCCGAAGAGAUCAAGUCUAACGAGCUGGAUGCUAAACUGAGGGAGACCAAAGGAGAACUGGAGAAACACAAGCAGGAGCAAACAGACCAAUUAGAGGUGCAUCGCGUGAAGGCUAAAGAGCUGGAGGACCUCAAGAGGAGUUACAAGGAGAGCAUGGAUGAGCUGGACACUCUCCGCACUAAGUUGAAGUGUCUGGAGGACGAGCGUCCGCGAUGGGAGGACGAGCUGAGCAAGUACCGGGAGAUCAUCAACAGGCAGAAAGCUGAGAUCGGUCGCCACAGGGAGGACCUGGACAAGAUCGCCGCACUUCAAGAGCAGCAUCAACGCGACCAGAAGGAGAUCACGUCUCACUGCGAGGAGGUCGACGCACUAAACAACCAGAUGGCCGAUCUUCAGAGCGACGUGCAGGGCAGCAGGGAGCGCGAGGCCGAGCUCCUGGGCUUCACCGAGAAGCUCAGCAGCAAAAACGCGCAGCUGCAGUCCGAGAGCAACGCUCUGCAGGCACAGCUGGAUCAGCUCAGCACCAGGUUUGCCGAGCUUCAGGCCAAGAUGGAGGAGACCAGCAGCAUGCUGGACGAAAAGUCACGGUGGCUCAAGCAUGAAGAGCUGCUGAGGCAGCAGGAGGUGCAGGGUCUGCAGGAGGAGCGGAUGGCGCUGGAAGCCGAGGUGGGCCAACUCAGGACACAAGUCGACGAGUUGAGGGACGAGCUGGUGACGCAGAAAAGGAAACAGACUGUCAACAUGAAGGACCUGACCAAACAGCUAACGCAAGCGCGAAAGCGACUAGAGCAGGUUGAGAAUGGAGGCUGCGAUCGGGAUGGCGGCAGCAUGGGGAGCAGAUCUAGUUCCUCAGGUGCUUCCUCUGGCUCCUUGAACGUACGUCACGGUGGCAACGAGGACCGCUCGCCAGAGAGCCAAACGGGCCCCUCGAUGAUGGUCGUAGACAGCUUCCCGGAGGUGGACAAAGCCGUGCUGGUGGAGCGUAUCGUCCGUCUGCAGAAGGCGCUUGCUCGCAAGCAGGAGAAGAUCGAGUUCAUGGAGGAUCACAUCAAGCAACUUGUGGAGGAGAUCCGGAAAAAGACCAAAAUCAUCCAGAGCUACGUGCUCAGGGAAGAAUCGGGGGCCCUCUCGUCGGAGGCAUCGGACAUCAACAAAGCCCACCUGAGCCGGCGGGGCGGCAUCAUGGCGUCGCUGUACACGUCCCACCCAGCUGACAGCGGGUUGACGCUGGACCUGUCACUGGAGAUCAACAGGAAGCUGCAAGCAGUGCUGGAGGACACGCUGCUGAAGAACAUCACUCUCAAGGAGAACCUUCAGACAUUGGGCGCAGAGAUUGAGAAGCUGAUAAAACAGCAGCGAGAUCCCGUGGACGGAGCAAGGAGUAAUUAAUAGUCCAGGACUAAGUGGACAUGAUGAAGGACUGAUCAUGAAUGUGCCAGUAGCAUCUCUUCUCCUCUUACUUGAAUCCUUCCAUCUCCUGAUCUCUGGAUCUUCUUCUGCAAUGAGCCAUGCCAUGAUCCUUCAGUGGACCUUUUAAGACCUCAACAGGGCAUCGUAGUGAAUGUAAAGAAAUGAAGCAUGGAUGUGAAUCUUGUCUUCUGGUAAGUCAGUGAAACCUCCAUGCCAAAAUGUUCCAGCCCGUCAUGACGUCCAUACAGUACGUGAAGCAGCAGCCAUCUUUGUGACGCCGUGCUCAGCUUGCAGAAGUAAAGUACAGCCAGUCUGAAUGUCAGUUCUUUUUUCUAAUUAAUUUUUUUUUUCCAAUUUGAUUUUAUUUCCUUCACCUAUUUUUAUUUUUAUUUUUUUUAAGGGUAAGCUCUUUUAGAAAGUCUCAUUUCAUUGAAAUACUUGGGAAGAAUUACCUCAGACAUUUUGGCGUUUUCUUCUCCCACUAGUCACACGUUGUGCCGCACUCGUAGCUCAAAAUCAGGGGCAAAAAUCUAAAGCAACAUCAUUUUCUGUUUCCUUGCAUUUUUGUUUUGUUUUGUUUUAUUGCAGGGGAUGGCGCCAUUUGUCAUUGCAACGUAACUAUUCCAUGCAACAAAAUUAAGCAAAAAAAAAUCAAUCAAAUCAUUUUUCAAUAAGGAAAUUCAUAGAUAUAAACAAUGUUCAAAUAUAUACCGUACGUACAUAAUGUAUUUUAAGGAGCUGUUUUGUGGGAGUGUAUCACUAUAGUAUUACUAUAGUACUAUACAUUAUAGUACAGUACUUAUGUUGCAGGGAAAUGAAUGAUGUCAUAUAGUGCACUAAGACGUUUUCAUUGUUUUAGGGUUUUUUUCACCACGUGCAUGGUACUACUUAGUAGGGAAAUGUCUUAAAUGUUGAGGUAUUCUUACCACAGUUUUUUUUUUUUUUUUUUUGGGUGUUGUAGCUCCAAAAACUUCUAUUCUAGCCAGGGACAAAGUGCAAUGUGCUUCCUUUCUUUUAGCAUGUGUUUGACAUGUACAGAUGUGCAUACGUGACCACACGCGUGUGCCUUUUUUUGUUGUUGUUUUUUUUGCAUUGUUUUUGUUCACACCUCAUGUUGAUGAAUAUUGAUCAGUUUUUGCAUUAAGAUCACAGCAGACAUUUACUCUUAAAAGUAAAAAUACAAAAAAAAUGAAGGGAACAGUUGAGACAAGCACUUGUAUGCGCUUUUUAGGUUUACCCCUGUAAUGUACGCCCUGAGGCAACACUGAAAUGUCAAUUGUGGCAGCACAUGACCUUUACUUCAGCCAAUUAAAUCCAAUUAUUUUCAUAAAAAUGUGUUGUUUUUUUGUCCCACGCCCCGCAUCUCCCUCCCCCAUUCUGUGCAAUCCGUUUGCGGGUUGUGUCAAACUGUGAUUCUAAACUUUGUAGAUUCUGUAAAAUUGACCUUUUUAAAUGGAGUCUCUCUGUGUAUUUAUACAGGUGCAUCUCUAUAAAUUAGAAAAUCGUUUUGCGUGUUCUGCGUUUCACUUUUUGAAUUGAACUACUGAAAUAAAUGAACUUUUCAAGGAUAUUCUAAUUCAUUGAGAUGCACCUGCAUAUGCAGUGGAAUAAAAAUGACAUGAGUCUUA
This is a messenger RNA of Dunckerocampus dactyliophorus (ringed pipefish), 4743 nucleotides long. RefSeq names its product coiled-coil domain-containing protein 186 (gene ccdc186). Gene Ontology annotation, molecular function: small GTPase binding. The transcript is spliced from 16 exons. Gene Ontology annotation, cellular component: trans-Golgi network. Gene Ontology annotation, biological process: vesicle cytoskeletal trafficking. The record is from RefSeq and is a predicted model, not a curated record. NCBI's taxonomy places the organism in Eukaryota, Metazoa, Chordata, Actinopteri, Syngnathiformes, Syngnathidae. The coding region runs from base 158 to 3094 and encodes 978 amino acids.